AUGCCAAUGUUGUGGAGUAACCCGUUCAAGGAAUAUCAAACUAUUAAUAGUUCAUUCAAAGUGAUAUUACCCUUAAUAUCCUACCUUGAUAAAGACACCAAGGAAAUGAUAAAAAUCAAUGAUUCAAUCACAAGCUAUUACAUCCCAACGAAAGCAAUGUUUAAUUACGCAUCCUUCAUCAAAGAAUUAGAUUAUAUGGAUAUGUAUCAUCAAGUGAUCUUAUGCUUAAAAAAGAUACGAGAAGAUCAAAAACGGUCCAACUUGUACUACGAGAUGGUACAAAAAAUAGAUAAGAAUUAUUAUGAUAUAUUCGUUGAAUUGAUUUAUAAAAUUGUUAUAAAUAAUUCGAGGAUCAAGACGUUUGUUAUAGAUAUGUUUUUUUGGCGGUCAAAUGAUAUCUUUGGCGUCCUUUUGAAAACACCCGGGCAGGAAAAUGCCUUCUCACACUCUUUAAGAAAUUUUCAUUGUAAAUUAUUGGCCAAGGACGUUAAUAUAUUAUUUUUUUUUUUGAAAUUGGCCAACAAUCAAAUCAGAGAUUUGUCCCUAAGUUUGUAUGGCGACGAAAAGGAUAACAUCUCUUAUUCAUCGUUAAUUGAAACGAUCAAAUCACAACCCAACCUUGAAACAUUACAUAUUAGUGAAAGUACUCAUUUCGUUAAAUUAAUUCUAUCGGAGUUACGUAGCAACGUUCAUUCCAUAGCAAAGUUAAGCUUAGAAUCUCAUAAUAGUAUUGAAAAAUCGGGAUUUUAUUUUUUAAGUGAUGAAUGGGGAAAUUCAUUGGAAUUAACACUGGGUGAAUUAAAUAAGGUUGAAAAUUAUUAUAAUGAUGAGAGUGUACCAUUCUCUAAUUUAAAACGGUUGAAAUUGGAUUGGAACACUUGCAGUUCCGAUCAAUUACAAUUUCAAGAGAGUGAAGUUCAUCAAUCAAUAAUCACCUUGAUACGAAACCAUCAUGCGGAUUUAAUUCAACUCGAUUUCAAUACCUUGACGGAAUUUCAUUUUAAGAAUAUCUUUGAGAAGAUCCCCAAUCACUGUUUAAACUUACAAACCAUUUCUUAUAAUAUUCAUAAUUUAAAUGAUUUAGACAUUAUUUAUUCCAUUUUCAAAAAUAAUUUGAACCUUUUGUCAAUUAAUCUUAAUCUGUUAAUUCCUAUCACACCUUCUUUUUUUGUUGACUUUGCUCAACAAGUUCCGGAAUCUAUUCAAAACAUUAUAUUAAGGAAUUGUUCGUUUAAUCAGGAUACUUUACCUCUCUUCUUAAGUAACGUUAAAUCAAACAAAUUGAAAUCGUUUAAAUUUAUUUGGAAAAGUGGAGGGAUGGAAGUAUAUGAUAUCUUAAAGAAUCUUUAUGUCCUUAUAAAAAAUUUUUCCGAUGAAAGAACUUGGACUAUUAAAGAUUAUAGAUUUGAGUUAUCCGGUUAUCGAGAUCGAGAUGUUGUUAGUUUUGAAUGGGAGGAAUGA
Molecule: messenger RNA, 1461 nt
Organism: Funneliformis mosseae
Lineage: Eukaryota; Fungi; Glomeromycota; Glomeromycetes; Glomerales; Glomeraceae
Source: the annotation of a GenBank genome assembly